This is a messenger RNA of Phodopus roborovskii (desert hamster), 2803 nucleotides long. RefSeq names its product FGFR1 oncogene partner 2 (gene Fgfr1op2). The transcript has 7 exons. Gene Ontology annotation, biological process: response to wounding. The coding region runs from base 187 to 948 and encodes 253 amino acids. The record is from RefSeq and is a predicted model, not a curated record. NCBI's taxonomy places the organism in Eukaryota, Metazoa, Chordata, Mammalia, Rodentia, Cricetidae.
AGAGGGCGCGGACCCUGCGCGUGGGCGCCCGGGUGCCGCGGGCCCUCGGCGCUGAAGCCGAGCGAGCCGCCGCACGCGCGUGGGCGAGUCCUCCCCGUGCCCGAGCUCCCGCCGGGAACCGAGGUGCGGGAGUCCCGGGGAAGCCCCGAGCCCUCCCGCGGUGAGCACCGGACUCCACUUCCGGAAAUGAGCUGCACGAUUGAGAAGGCGCUUGCUGAUGCCAAAGCCCUUGUGGAGAGGCUGAGGGACCAUGACGACGCAGCAGAGUCUCUCAUCGAGCAGACCACUGCCCUCAGCAAGCGAGUGGAGGCAAUGAAGCAGUAUCAGGAAGAAAUCCAAGAACUUAAUGAAGUUGCAAGACAUCGGCCAAGGUCCACACUAGUUAUGGGAAUCCAGCAAGAAAACAGACAGAUCAGAGAAUUGCAACAAGAGAACAAAGAACUGCGCACAUCCUUGGAAGAACACCAGUCUGCCUUGGAGCUGAUAAUGAGCAAGUAUCGAGAGCAGAUGUUCAGGUUGCUGAUGGCGAGCAAAAGAGACGACCCAGGUAUAAUAAUGAAGUUAAAAGAGCAACACUCAAAGAUUGACAUGGUGCAUCGUAGCAACUGCGAAGGAGUCUUCCUUGAUGCAUCUCGGCACGUCCUUGAAGCACCUCAGCAUGGACUGGAGAGGCCGCACUUGGAAGCAAAUCAGAAUGAGCUGCAAGCACACGUUGACCAGAUCACCGAGAUGGCGGCAGUGAUGAGAAAAGCCAUUGAAAUCGAUGAGCAGCAGGGCUGCAAGGAACAGGAGCGAAUGUCUCAACUGGAACAAGAAAACAAAGGCCUGAGAGAGAUCCUUCAGAUAACACGAGAGUCCUUUCUCAACCUUCGAAAGGACGAUGCGUCAGAGAGUACAUCUUUAUCUGCACUAGUGACCAACAGUGACCUGAGUCUGAGGAAGAGCUGAAAGGGCUUCUGUGUGGUCCCAAGGAUGAGUGGACAUAAAACCCAACUUCAGUCAGCCCGUUUUCCUCUACAGUAUGCACAAGUACACUGGCAAAGAGACAGAACAGAAGAGUGUAUAAUGGUCAUAAACUAGAUCCCAACACAAAAGACAGGGAGACUGAGCCACUGAGUGAACGGUGAGUGCCCCCCAGUGCCGAGCACUGCGGGUUCAGAAGUGCUGUUGGCUUCAUGGAUGACACACGGGUCACCCUGAAUACCCAAUAAACAUUUGGAAACCCUAAAUUAUCCUAGCUUUAAAUGUUAAGUUUUGCUGUGGUUUUCUGAAUGGAAGACUUGGUUGAAGUCUUAUCCUUGCUGCUGAGUAUCAGAAGCUUAUGUAGCACAAGGCUUCCCAUUGCUCGGUCUCUGUGGAAGACGGAGUUUAAAGGCUCUAAGAAUGUGUUACUCACCCGAGACAAAAGACGUCUACUUACAGUAGACCCCGUUCCCAUGACUUUUAGCUAGCGGAUACCCAUGACCUGCUUGAGUGUGUGCCAUAACAUCUCAGGAAGAAAAGAGACAGAGCUUUACUUUCUAAGAAAGAGCCAUAUAUAGAUACAUUUAGUAGGUUAAACUACUUUGACAGAAAAUGUUUUGGUUCUCGGUUAACAAUGAAACUGUCCUCUACUUGAUGCUUGAGGAGAGGAGACAGCUCACUAGUUAGUGGACAAUUGACAUAUUUAAUGUAACAAGAUGGGUAUGUUCCUCUCUAAGUAUAUUUGGAAUUCCUUUGUUUUUAUUUAGGAAAUUACUCUUCAGAUACUUAAAAAGUAGAUGUAUAUUCCAAAAACAAAGGCCUGGGUCUGAGUCUAAGCUCCAUUUGGUUCUUAUAAUAUGUGAGGUUUUCCCUACAACCCGAGACUCACAAAAGGGCAGUGAAGGAACCACAGACAUUUUCCUUUGCACUUAAAAACAGUGGUGGCACUCGGGAGGCAGAGGCAGGAGGAUCUCUGUGAGUUGAAGGCCAGCUUGGUCAACAGAGUGAGUUCCAGGACAGCCAAAGUGGCGAUAUAGACAAACCCUGUCUCAAAAAAAACAAACAAACAAACAAAAAUAUCAUAUUUAUAUUACGAAAAGCUUUUGAAGAACACAAAAUACAGAAGUGUGCUUUAACACCAGUUGAAGCCUAAAUUGUUUAUUGUGUAGUGACAGAAUAAAAACAUAAAAGAUUGUGAAAUAUUAUUAAAAAUAUACUUGUGUCGAAUACAUAUUAAAAUUAACAUAAAUAGAAAGUUAUAAUUUUGAGUAUGAGUAUAUCAUUUGUUAAGUAUUAUUUUGCAUUGUAAUUUGACAUGCAACUUCAUGUAUUGGCAAAAUUCAAAGGACUUUUCACCUGAAUAAUUGUCAGACUUGAGUUUGAGGUGAGUGGGGUCACAGAGCUGUUAGGAGAGGGCCAGUGCCCUAGAGGUUAGACAGUUCUCAUGCGGAGGCCUUAACAUUUUAUACAUAAGUGAAUUUAGUUUUAAGACUUUCUAUUGGUUUUUGGAACCUUAAGUUAAUGGUACAUUUGUUGAUGCAGUUUUACCCCAGGCCGGAAUUUUAAAAAGAAAGGCUUCACAGUUGAGUCAGAGGCAGUGCAUUGAGCAGCUCUAUUGUAAAACGUUACUUGAGAAGUAAUUAUUUUUUUAUUAAAAAUUAUUUAUCCUUUAUCUUGAAUAUAUUUUAAGGUUGUUGAGUAUUGAAAUACAUUUGCUUUGUUUUUGGCAAGUUUUCCACCCCUACCCCCCCCCCAAAAGAAUAACUUUAAGGUUACAUCUCAGAGUGUGUGCUAUAGAGGAGAGCCCUAUUUUAUCAAUAAAGAUGAGUGUUUAAAACUG